GGCUUCCCCUCACUUACGCCUUUGCUCGAGCCUCUGCGGAGAAGCCCGCAACGAGGGAGCUUGUCCAGGCCGCGCUCACCGCAGCGGGCCGGGCCUGCCCUGGCCUGGAGCCUGCGCGCCGGACUGCCCCAGCGCUCACCAGCUGCUUCAAGCUCUUAUCAAACUACUGCAGUUCCAGCAGCUCUCGCCAAAUCUACGGCACAGGCCACAACUGCCCUGCCUGCGCAAUCCUGCCGCGUUGGUUAGGCCAAGGCGUCCCUCAGGCCUUGCUCUUUUGAAACCAGUUAUCCCUGGGUGCGAACGAUCCCACAAAGCUAAUACUUAGCCACACAAAACAUACGGGUGGCUCAGUUAUGAUCAGGACACCAGGAUGUUUGCACAGGCUGGGUAAACUUUACCCAGGCACUUCCUUGUGCCAACAGUUAAGGCUCGGUUGCUGCCGUUCUUAUGGAAUGUUGCGGGGUGCCGUUGGGACAGCAAUUCCUGCGCUGAGGCAGUUUCCACGGCAACAACAAGGACAGCUGCUUCGCCUAAAUCUCAGAAAUCACUUACUGCUCAAGGCGAGUAUCCGCAGUGCUUCUUCUCUUGCAGGAAAGGCCAUGAAACCCAGGUCAGCUGGAUCCACGCCAGAACGCAUGACGUUCAACCAGAGCUAGUAAACAAGCUAAUAAAAAGAAAUACAUGUGCAGUCCAUGCUCUACCUUUCAGAUGUACCCAUGACUGAUUAAAUUUUAACCUAAGUGGAUUAUUUUGCAACGUCAGCCACAGUAGUGCUUCAGGAUCCAUAUACAACCCAACAUACAGGCUAUAUUGGGCAGCUGGUACGUGGCUAUCUUGAAGAGGGUACAGUCUCCCAGCUACUGAACUUGCCGCUGCGUUUCAACCAGUGAAAGCUAUGGGUCAUGCUAUACAGGCAGGGUAUAGGUGUCAGUGAAGAGCAGAUGUAGCACCGAUAAGCCUAACAUUGGACAAGCGGGAUAUAUGCAUGGACCUGAGUGGCAGUUUGAUCACAGCCACAUGCCUGUUUUGUGUCCAAGGGUCCAAUUCUGCAUUUUUAAUCAGCAAAAUCCUCAUCUGAAGCUCCCCCAAAAAAGUCAAGUCAGGAUUUUUAAUCUGCUGUCACGCUGCUGCAGUCCACUUCUACAUGAUCCCAGCCUCCAGGGCCUUUCACUGCCUCUGUUGCCAGUCCACUCUGCAACUCCUAUCACGCAGCUAUUCCGGGACAGAUACUCCUGACACUCUGUGGUGAUCCCAGGCUGAGCGAGAAAGCGGAAAACUGCUCGGCUGAGGCACUGCACCCCUCAGAUCUAAAGGGGUGAAUUACACCCAGGGAAGUAACUGUGUAACGCACAUUAAAUGUUAACACAAUGCAUUCCACAUGGGAGUCGGAGAUCAGAGCAAAGCACGGUGGAUGAGAAUGCAGCACCGCGCACCGGAGAAGGCCAGAGCCAUGCAACUUGGGAUGAGGAAGAGAAACGCACGGAAAGCAGGAAAAUACGGCUACACGCACCUUUCUGCUGGUGACCUCCUUCGAGAUGAACGAAAAAGGCCAGGCUCACAGUACGGAGAACUCAUUGAGAACUAUAUUAAGGAGGGUGAAAUUGUACCGGUUGAAAUAACAAUCAGCUUGUUGAAGAGGGCUAUGGAUCAAACAAUGGCUGCCAAUUCCCAAAAGAAUAAGUUCUUGAUUGAUGGCUUUCCCAGAAAUGAAGAUAAUCUUCAAGGCUGGACUAAGACCAUGGAUGGAAAGGCGGAUGUUUCUUUUGUUCUCUUUUUUGACUGUGACAAUGAGAUAUGUAUUGGCCGCUGUCUUGAAAGAGGGAAGAGCAGUGGUAGGAGCGAUGAUAAUCGGGAGAGUCUGGAAAAGAGAAUUCAUACAUAUCUGCAGUCUACUAAGCCUAUAAUAGAUUUAUAUGAGAGAAUGGGAAAAGUCAGAAAAGUGGAUGCCUCUAAGUCUGUUGAUGAGGUAUUUGAAAAAGUUGUAAAAAUUUUUGACAAAGAAGGCUAGUUCCCAGCUUGAAAGUUCACCUUAGACUUGUGCUUGAAUCUUGCUUGAUAGCUGCUACUGCAGUCCACUCUUGUAAUUGUUUUAAAAGUUUUUUAUUUUUCACAUAUUCGAUGAUGAUUGGAAAAGCAGUUAAUUACAAAUGGAUUUGUUUUUUUGAAUAGAGAAUCAUUUCUCAUGGCUAUAGUAGACAAAUCUAAGGGUUCUCUGUUAGUGUUAGUUCAGUUACUCACAAAACAGAAACACGUAUAGUCAAAACAUCUCUCUGGAGAGACUAUUUAUCCUGUCAGUCCUGUGCCCUUUCACGGACAGCUCUUCCUUUUGCCAUACACCUUUUUUUUUUUUUUUUUGGUUUGUUUUGGAUCAGGUAAACAGCAGCAUUAAGCAAUGAGGGACCUGCAUGUCCUUGUUUGUUUUUCAGAUGUUUGGACCAAAUUUAGGAGACAUUUUUUUCCAAGUAUAAUUUUGUCACUCAUUUCCCAGUUAUCCCCACACUUGAAUUCUGUGAACAAAACUGCAGUUAGUAUGAGAAUCUGUUUUAGCAGUUAUCACAAAACUAUUUAAUAUGCUGUUCAGCAAUAGGCAUACAAAGUACUUCAUAGAAAGUGGUGCUUUCUUAUAAUUCUGGGUUUAAACUGUCAUGUAAGUUCUUGAGUACGCGGACGACAUGGCCCUGGCCUUUUCCUCAUCUUUGUUUGCGAAAGCUUAAGAAUAUUGUUUCAAAGUCAGGUCAGUGUCUCUGUACUCAUUUAUUUGGGGUGAUAGUUACGCUCUUAAUUAUAGCAUGAUCUUUACAAGGUGGAACAACUCUUAAAUAGUGUGUACUAAACAAAAUCUUCUAAUAGUUGUCUUUUGUAACCAGUGGAAGGGAUUUUCUGAAUUAUUGUUGAAGUACUGUGUUACUGAAAACUUUGAAGUUUAUUACCUGGGGAAGUAUUUUUAUGGUUAAACUUGUGAAUUUAUUUCCCUAACAUUGUAUAAUUUUAAUAGCUGUUUGAAAGGGUAUUGUAAAUUAUUGCACUUUUUUAUGAUAUGGUCAGCUGAGGGGAAAUAGCUGCAUUAAAAAAAGUUCAAUUUCUGUAAACAGAUCAGAUCCUCCUUUACUGCAUUCUCUUGAAUAAGGGAAGUACAGUCAGUGUCAACAAUAGUUGGGAUAAGCAGGUAACUAGUUUUAAAAAAAAAAAAAAAAACAGUUUUGUAAAUGUUUGCACAGUUGUGGAAUAAUUCUGCCUUCUGUUUAAAGUAACUUUUUUCCCCAUACGACUCUAAUGCGCAUAGGUCUGUGGGGGCCAAAUCAUGCAUUCCUUGCAUGUCCUAAGUUAAGUUUUCACUGAAGCAAGUCCAAAAAGAGUUGAAGAUGGGUACUUUAGCUAAUUUUAGUGAUAGAGUGGUUUUUGCUACAUGAACUGACACUGCAAUUGGUUUGUGAUAUGCUAAUAGAUGUUGCAAAUUACAGGGAAACGCAAUUUGGAAAUCUUGUGAUCAGCUUUUCUUUAAAAUCCUAUUUAGAGAAAGUCAGCUUGAAUUAAGUCUAGCUUCUGAUUGCAAUCAGACAUGUUGGUCCUCAUCCUGCAAUCCCAUCCGUGUAGGCAAAUUUGUAUUUGCAUGACUUCUUAUUUCACUGAGGUUCUUAGGAUUGUUGGACUGAGGAGGAGAGAGGCAUACGUAAACAAGGAGAAAAUGACCCUAUUUUUUCCAGUACAGCAGUGGUACAAACAGCGUACUGAGCACAAAUACUACGUUUACUACUACAGAAAAAAUGGACCAUGACUACUUUUGUGAGUUUGGGAGGCUAAUGCUUUUGCUUUAUGAAUCUCCCCUUAAGAAUCACGGAAUUUAAUUCCAGUUGUAUAAGUAUACUGACAUAGGAUAGGCUCCAAUGAAACUACAUUUUUGAUAUAAAGGUUAAAAUCAGAAUUUUUCCAGAAAAACUUCAAACAGGAUUCUCUACUCUACUUAGAGAGAUAUUUUCUUUUAUUUCUAAGAUGCUGUUUUUUUACAACUUCUGCUCAGAAUAGAUUAUCUGUUUUCUCAUCAUAUACUUUUCUGUGUAUUUAAGUGCUGAAACCAAAAAAAAAAAAAUUACUUUAGAGCAAGCUUUUGGAAGAAGUUUUUGGCAAUAUUGAAUUUGGAGUGGAUUGUACUGUGUCUGUGCAAAGAUUAGAUUUUUUGUCAUUUUAUUUAUUGAAGAUGCCAUUAAAUGUAUUGCCGAUGUUUCAAGUUGAACUUAAAGAUUGAAAUGAAGAUUAAAGGUAAUACACCAACGUGUUGUGUGCCCAUUUCUCAGCAAAAUUGUACAAAGAAUUUGAGAAUAUCUAAUAAAUUUUGUUCUGUGGCUUAA
Molecule: messenger RNA, 4346 nt
Organism: Struthio camelus australis
Lineage: Eukaryota; Metazoa; Chordata; Aves; Struthioniformes; Struthionidae
Source: RefSeq, a predicted model, not a curated record